This is a messenger RNA of Monodelphis domestica (gray short-tailed opossum), 7058 nucleotides long. It is a transcript of the gene HS6ST1, whose product is annotated as heparan sulfate 6-O-sulfotransferase 1. NCBI's taxonomy places the organism in Eukaryota, Metazoa, Chordata, Mammalia, Didelphimorphia, Didelphidae. Gene Ontology annotation, molecular function: heparan sulfate 6-sulfotransferase activity. The record is from RefSeq and is a predicted model, not a curated record. Gene Ontology annotation, cellular component: membrane.
GGGAGGGAGAGCUGCCGAGCGAGGGAGUGAGAGAGCGAGCGCGAGCGUGAGCGCGCGAGCCAGGGAGGGUGUGCGUGUGUCUGCGUCUGCCUUGCCUGCGCCGGGGCCGCCGCCGCUUGCAGUGCUGAGCUCGGAGCCCGGCUGGCGGCGGCGGCGGCUUGGGCUGCCGCUGCGGCAGCUGGAGCGGCGGCGGGAGACGAUGGCGCUGUGCAUGCCGGGCUCCGGUCACCGUGCGGAGGCUGUAGGAAGCCAGGACUCCGAGUAGCCGGGGCUGGAGCCUCGGCUGGGCGAGCCCCCCGCUGAGGACACCCGGGCCGGCGGCCGCGAGCCCGAGCCGGGGAGCUCGGCGGCAGCCGCGGCGGCGUCAGGAGGAGCCGCGGGCGGGGUGGUGGCGGCGACAGCUGCUGGGGUGUGGGGGGGCGCGGGUGCGCGGCGGCCGGGGGCGGGAGGGGGUUGUUUUCGUUUGGAGCACUUCACUCGACCCCCUUCCUUGGCGCUCCCCUCCCCCCGUCACUUUCCCCGAUCGCCCGGGUCGCUGAUACGGCCGCCGCCGCCGCUGUUUCGGGAGGCGGAGGAGGAAGAGGACGCAGUUCCAGCGACUUUGGAAGCACCCGGCGCAGGCUGCAUUGAUUGAUUGACACCUCCCCGCCCCAGUUUUGCGGUGUCCCUCCCGCGCAAAGAGCCUCUCUCGGAGUUGUUUCAGUUACUGAGCUGUGGACACAGGACGGAAAGGAGGAAGCUGACACCCCUCUCCCCUUUUUAAAAAAAGAAAAAGAAAAACAAUUCAGUUUUUGCAUUUUCCUCGGAAAGCAUACAAGGGAGGAAAAGAUCCCGAAGCAAAGGUUGUGGGGUCUUCCCUAUUAUUCUGCUCCCUCCUCCCCGCUCGGUUCCCCACUCCCCGAAGGAAAAAAAAAUCCCUGGGAGAUGGUGACAUAUGAAGCGAGCCGGGAGGACCAUGGUUGAGAGGACCAGCAAGUUCUUGCUGAUCGUGGCCGGCUCGGUGUGCUUCAUGCUGAUCCUGUACCAGUAUGUGGGGCCGGGGCUGAGUCUGGGGGCGCCCAGCGGCCGCGCCCUGGCCGACGACUUGGACCUCUUCCCCACGCCCGAUCCGCACUACGUGAAGAAGUAUUACUUCCCCGUGCGCGAGCUGGAACGGGCGCUCACCUUCGACAUGAAGGGCGACGACGUGAUCGUGUUCUUACACAUCCAGAAGACGGGCGGCACCACCUUCGGCCGCCACCUGGUGCAGAACGUGCGCCUCGAGGUGCCCUGCGACUGCCGACCGGGCCAGAAGAAGUGCACCUGCUAUCGGCCCAACCGUAGGGAGACCUGGCUCUUCUCCCGCUUCUCCACCGGCUGGAGCUGCGGGCUGCACGCCGACUGGACGGAGCUCACCAACUGCGUGCCCGGAGUGCUGGACAAGCGGGAGAACGCGGCCCUCAAGACUCCGAGAAAGUUCUACUACAUCACGCUGCUGAGAGACCCAGUCUCGCGAUACCUGAGCGAGUGGCGUCACGUGCAGCGCGGCGCCACGUGGAAGACCUCCCUGCACAUGUGUGAUGGGCGAACCCCAACGCCUGAGGAGCUGCCCCCGUGCUACGAGGGGACGGACUGGUCGGGCUGCACCCUCCAGGAGUUCAUGGACUGCCCCUACAACCUGGCCAACAACCGCCAGGUCCGCAUGCUGGCCGACCUGAGCCUGGUGGGCUGCUACAACAUGUCCUUCAUCCCGGAGAACAAGCGGGCGCAAGUCCUGCUGGAGAGCGCAAAGAAGAACCUGCGGGACAUGGCCUUCUUUGGCCUGACGGAGUUCCAGAGGAAGACGCAGUACCUGUUUGAGAGGACUUUCAACCUGAAGUUCAUCCGGCCCUUCAUGCAGUACAACAGCACGAGGGCGGGAGGCGUGGAAGCCGACAGCGACACCAUCCGCAGGAUCGAGGAGCUCAACGAUCUGGACGUGCAGCUCUACGACUACGCCAAGGACCUCUUCCAACAGCGCUACCAGUACAAGCGGCAGCUGGAGAGGAUGGAGCAGAGGAUUAAAAACCGGGAGGAAAGGCUCCUCCACCGGUCCAGCGAGGCCCUUCCCAAGGAAGAGGCAGAGGAGCAGGGACGCUUGCCCACCGAAGACUACAUGAGCCAUAUCAUAGAGAAGUGGUAGCCCCGGGAGCCUUUUCUACUGGACCACCCAAGAUUCUCACCCAGGGGGCCACGCAGUUGGGGGGGAGGGGGGAGCGCGAUGUAAACCCACAAAACUUUAUUUAAAAAAUCCCAAGUCUGUUUAACAGAAGAUAGAUGUGUCUGAAAAAUACAUGGCGGGGCAGGGGGGUGGGAGGGAAAGGGAAGCGUGGCUUUUUACUCUUUCUACAAGGCCGGACAUUCUUGAAAAAUAAAUAAAGGCAAAUUUUAAAUGGGUCACAGCCAGCUCGUACUUAACGCAGAACCACCAGGGAAGCGCUCCACACCCAAAGUCCUGGACCGGGUGGUGCAGGUCCAGAAGAAGCUCGAGAUCCUUUGUCUGCAUCUAUUCCCCGAGCUCCCCCGGCCUGUGGAGGAGAGAAGGCAGCCAUAGCUUUUAGGAAAGAAAAAGAAAGUUGAGGGGGCAGGAUGGCCAACCUAUGGGUGCUGCUGGCACUCAGUUCACCCAACCACAAAGAGGAAAAUAAAGAAAGAUAAGGCAGGGAGGGCUCCUGGGGGGGAGGGACAUACAAGGAAUUGCAGAAGAAUACCUAUCCCAUGCCAGUCCCCAAUCACCUUACCUGCCAACCCAGAGAUCAUCUGUGGAGAAUAGGAGAGAGAACCAAAUCUGAUUCCACUGGGACACCCAUUAUCCCUUCCCUUCUCUAGGUACAGCCUUAAAUGUCAAAACACCAGGGUUUUGUUUUAAUUUGAUUGAAUGCAUCAGGCAAAUUCUUCAGGCCACAGGGACCAUCUCACUCCAAACCCAGAAGAGACUCUGGUCCGAGACAAACCAUCACCCAUGCCUUUAUUAUCUGUGACUGUCUGAAAUUUUUAGGAGGCCAGGGACCUUUAGCCAGGGAAACAAUUAUUUCUUUUGAAUUACCUUAAGUGUUUUCCCUACAGUUGUCCUCCUUUAGACAAUCCUUGGCUUUCCAAUUUUUGCCUGACAACAGCCUUCUUACUUAGAGAAUAAUGCAACAAGAAAGCCAUAGGAAAAUAAAUAAAAGGCUAAUUUUCAGAAGAAGAAAAAAGCCACAAGAAGAAGGGAAAUGGCAAGUGUUGGGUCUUUGGCAUGAGUCGUGCCAGCCCCCAGUGCCACUGAAGAUCAUCCCCCAUUCCCCCAAAGGAGUCAGAUUUCUUUCUCUUGCUUAAUAUCAGAAUCUCUAGUUGGAUUUGAUGCCUGUCUAAAGGGAACCAGCAACAGAUUCCUGCCCAUUUCCAGCUAUCUAAUUCCACAUUUUCCAAACCACUUGGGUAUUUUUGCUACUCUACUAAUCACAUAUGUAUUGACACCGAAAGGAUUAGGGGAAGAGAGAUCAUCUUAAGUAUUAGACUGAAAUUAAUCACUCCUUGGAACUGAACUAUUAUGGAAGGUAGACUGUGAUCAGAGGAAGGCAGUUGUGUGUUCCAAAGCUGGGAGCAUGCCUGUGAUAUAGGAGAGAAAGGGGCCCUCCAAGUCAGGCCCACGGAACUAUUUUUACAUAGCAGCUCUCACCCCUGCAAGUCCAGCCAUCACCAGAUCCUGCUUUUAUCCCUGGAAUCUGUGGCUUCAGAGGGUAUCCAACUGGCUUAAAUGGAAUCUCCAUCCAACGUCCCAACCAACAUCCCAGUGCAUGGAACCAGUUGGCCAACGUGGAGAUGUUACUGCCUGAAUGGACAGGACAGAGCAAAAAUGAGGCCUAUAUCCUACCCGGGAUGGAAGCAUCCCCUGAGUGUGCCUAACACUCUGGAAAAGACUUUAUGAAAACCCUCCCUCAUGUUUGGAGAUUUGCUAAUGGACUCGGGAUGUGACCCCAGUCAAAAACUCUGCCCCAAGCCUCAAACUCCAGUUGUUUUCACAUUGCUUAUUUGUCUUACAGGCUCCAUAGAAAAAUGGGGUGAAACCUCAGUUAAUAAAAAAAUUUCCAAAACCUCAGUUAACUACAGCUCAACUGUAGGACCCUCACUUACCCAGAAUUGUUUUGUAGGAUGGAGAGGAAGGGAAGGGCAAUGGCUGCCAUUUUCCUUUAGAUGAAAGGAAUGCAAACCCCAAGGAAAAAUACUGGUACAAAAAAAGCACUUUACUCAAGAAAAUAAUUUCUAAGGGCUGUCCUGAGUUCAUUUUGAAUACAGCCCAGUUCUACAUCUCGCUCUGUGUGUCGCUCUCUCUGUCUCUGUCUCUCUUUCAACAUCAGACAAUUUGAGUGGAUGUUCAGAGCAGUGUCCUCAAGGCCCUACAAGACCCUUAGUCAGGAAAGAAGGAUCCCAUUAAGUCGUCCACACACCUCUGAAUGAGACAGGCCUAGUAUUGUAGAAAAUGUUUCACCCACAGAGGUUAGUACCAGAAAGAGUAAGUUUAGGCCUAAUUCUUGUUGCUCAGAAGUUCAGCUAACCUGAAGCCUAGAGUUUUACUCUCAGCCUCUUCCAAUCCCUCCGCUGUUUUCAAGGGCCAGCCUCUAAUGAACAUUUGUUGAGCACCUCCCUAGCAGAUUCCAGUGGGAUGCUUUGGCCCCUGGUGUCUUUGCUUCCUGAUGAAUACUAUUUUAGAACCAAUUUUCCCAUCCACUAACCCCAUUCAUUGUUAUCCCCACCCAAGUUCCUUUCCCAAUCCACUGACCAAGCUCCCAAAGCAGUAUUACUCCCCAAGUCUUCCUCUCCUGUAUCCUUUCUUCUUCCUUCCUUCUCUUGCUUUCACUCGCUCCUGCUUUCCUUUCUCACUUUACCCUUUGUCUCCAGAUCUCCAUUUUCCAUCAUUUCCCUCCAGGCCUUUUUACUCCUUUCCCACUGCCAUCUUUUUUUCCUUUCUUCUUUCUUCCUGUAGUGAUGUUUCAACUUCCUUAUAUCUCCCUCUCUCCAACGUUCCCGGUACCCCCUCUGGUCACUCUAUAAAGUAAAGCAAUAGAAAGCAUCAGUGAAGGGAUUCUCAGUCCUUUGGUAUUCUAAGGUGGUCCCACAGAAAAAUACCCCAGCUCUAUGGUAUGGCCCAGUGUCAGAACCCCAAAUGGAGCUUCCCCAGUAGCAAUCCUGGGAGACGGAUUAGGCAAAUCCAUUCCAGUCUUCAAUUAACUCAAGUGAAUGUCCUCUUCCCUCCCUCAGCCUGAGAUAACACCUCCAUUCUAUAGCAGAUCCAGCCAAUGGAGGUUUCAGAGAUGCUUUCAAGGUCCCAGGAGUAUCCCCAGCCCUAAAGAAGCCCCAGACUCCUUGCUUCGAAAAAGUCUCCAACACUAGACAAGGCCUGGCAUUUCCACGUUCUCUGGGUACACACCGAGCACCCCCCCUUUCCUGGAAGCACGGCAGAGUUUCCAGAGUGGGUUUUGACAGCGGUCCAUGGAGUAGAAUAAAAACAUGAUGAUGUGUAGCUAUUUCUGGUGCUUUCACAUCUUUUAGGUGAUCCUCAUGACACCCCUGCGAAGAUAACAUUUUUAAUCUUCUUUCGACCUCCAGGGGUGUCAGUAAGGACCUGGCUUUCACUAAGAUAUCUAGGCAAAAAAUCGCUGAAAAGAAGGGGAUAGCUUUUUUUUUUCCUGGUUUGACUUCUUGCUUUAGUACAACAUGGCCUGGUAUGAGGACUUUAUUGUCCUUUAUUUAUAAGAGGAGUCAAGCACCAGAUGGGAUGGGUUCCUGGCUUCUGUGCCCUGGCAGAAGGUCCGUUCACUGGGGGCAUCAGGAGGCUCACCUUUCUGGCCCACUUCUGCCAGCCUAAUUAAAAAUGCACAUCAGAAGCUGAGUAUGUCACCCGGACAGGCAGAGAUGAUUGGGUGGGUACCGAUUACAUGUGGGGGGGAUUAGGGGCUUGGGGGUGCACAUGCAAGAAAUUACGGUAAUAAUGUGGGUGAGUGUAGAAGAGUUGGCCCUUCUAAAUGGCAAACCAGUAAUCGGUGGUUUAACUUUGAAAAUCUUCAUGGAGAAUAGCUCUAAUCAAACUGGUCAGCUGUGGUUUGGAAGAGUGGCAGAAUCUCUCACCAAGAUUAGUGUGGGCUGUCGAGGCCCCCUCAUGCUUUACACUUUCAGGAAGGGCCCGAAUGUGGAAGGAGUCGUCCCCAUGGCUCUCUUGCAAUCCCCUUUGCACCCAGCCUGGCACUCCCUCGAAGGACUGCAUCCAGAGACCUGUACUCUGACCGGCUGAUCUUCUUUAAAAACAGUGCUGGAAGCACGUGAUCUGUUUUGUACAUAUGGAAAUAUGUUUUAACUUAUUUUUAAUUGCCCCAAUUGCCCUUAAAGUGGUGAUUUUCUUUUUCUCUUUCUUCAUUCACAUUUGGAUAUUAAAAAAAAAAAGGCUUCUUACUCUUUCUGUCACCACCAUUUCGGGUGCCCGUGAGGCAGAGCAAAGCCGCCACUGCCAAUGACCGUCCUCGAGUUUUUGGUUCAUGCUGUUGGCUUUUGAUUGAAGGCAUCACCUGGGCUCCCUCUCGCUUCGCCUCGGCAUCCUCUUAGAAGCACAAGGGAUGACCCCGCGGGGAAGGGGAGUCCCCCUUUCUGAUGACUCGGCCAGGGGAUUCAUGGGGGGAGGAGGUGGCUGAGAGGACAAACUCAAAAACUCAGUAGUUAAAAAGUCAGUCCCUGCCCCAGUCCCAGCACAGGCCCAGAAGACCUCACUGCCCCCUGGAGCUAAGCGAAAGGAAAGCAGGGUUUUCUGAGCAAUGAGUCUGUGGCAUUGUCAGAAACUAAAACUGUUUCGCUUGAGCCUGGUAACAUUUAAAGCUUUUAUUUAUUUAUAGCUUCUUAACAAAAAAGGAAAAAAGAAAGAAAGAAAAAGAAAAUGUUGUGUUCAUUGAGAAGGAAAUGUUUGGUUAUUCGUAUACGAAAAUGGUUCAACAACAACAACAACAAAAUAAUCUAAUUGUUUUUGUCUAGGUCAAGAAUGAAUGUUAGCAAAUGAAAUAAAUCUUCAAAUUGAA